CGGCCCGGGUAGGGUGGCGGCGGGCCCAGCCGGGCUGCCGCUACCCUCUGCCAGGGGCGCUGGGUCGGGGUGGCCCCAGUCCGCGCGGGAGGCCGAGCGCAGGGCCGGGGCCCCGCGGCGAAGAUGGCGUCCAGCAGGCGCGCCCCGCGCACGGGGCUGCUGGAGCUGCGCGCCGGGGCCGGGGCGGCAGGCGGCGGGGAUCGGUGGCAGCGGGUGCUGCUCAGCCUGGCGGAGGACGCGCUGACUGUGAGCCCCGCCGACGGCGAGCCGGGCGCCCCUCGCGGGCCGGAGCCGGCGCAGCUCAACGGCGCCGCCGAGCCGGGCGCAGCGCCCCCGCCGCUGCCCGAAGCGCAGCUGCUCCAGCGGCGCCGCGUGACUGUGCGCAAGGCCGACGCGGGUGGUCUGGGAAUCAGCAUCAAAGGAGGCCGGGAGAACAAGAUGCCUAUCCUCAUUUCCAAGAUCUUUAAGGGCCUGGCAGCUGACCAGACAGAGGCACUCUUCGUGGGGGAUGCCAUCCUGUCUGUGAAUGGGGAGGACCUUUCCUCUGCCACCCAUGAUGAAGCUGUGCAAGUCCUGAAGAAGACAGGCAAGGAAGUGGUGCUGGAGGUUAAGUACAUGAAGGAAGUCUCACCAUGUUUCAAGAACUCUGCUGGCGGGACCUCAGUUGGCUGGGACUCGCCUCCUGCCUCACCUCUUCAGCGGCAGCCUUCCUCUCCUGGCCCCCCGGCUCGGGACAUCACUGAUGCCAAACACAUGUCCUUGAAGAUGGCAUAUGUCUCCAGGAGGUGCAUCCCCACUGACCCUGAACCCAGGUAUUUGGAGAUCUGUUCAGCAGAUGGUCAAAGCACUCUUUUUCUGAGGGCCAAGGAUGAAGCUGCUGCAAGGUCGUGGGCAGCUGCCAUCCAGGCCCAGGUCAGCGCUCUGAUGCCCUGGGUCAAGGACGAACUACAGGCACUGCUGGCAGCCAUCAGCACCACUGGGAGCCAGGACAUCAAGCAGAUUGGCUGGCUGACAGAGCAGCUGACCGGUGGGGGCACAGCACCCACCCUGGCCCUGCUGACAGAAAAGGAGCUGCUCCUCUACAGCUGUCUGCCCCAGACCCGUGAGGCCCUGAGUCGUCCAGCUCGCACUGCCCCACUCAUCACCACUAGGUUGGUACACUCAGGCCCCUCCAAGGGCUCCGUGCCCUAUGAUGCGGAGCUCUCUUUUGCCCUGCGCACGGGCACACACCAUGGUGUGGACACUCACCUGUUCAGCGUGGAGUCGCCACAGGAACUGGCUGCCUGGACCCGCCAGCUGGUGGAUGGCUGUCACCGGGCUGCCGAGGGUGUGCAGGAGGUGUCGACAGCCUGCACAUGGAACGGACGUCCUUGCAACCUCUCUGUGCACAUAGACAAGGGCUUCACACUGUGGGCAGCUGAGUCAGGCAUUUCGCAAGCUGUGCUGCUCCGACAGCCCUUUGAGAAGCUGCAGAUGUCCUCUGAUGAUGGUGCCAGUCUCCUUUUCCUGGACUUCGGGGGCUCAGAAGGAGAGAUUCAGCUGGACCUGCAUUCGUGCCCCAAAACUAUGGUCUUCAUCAUCCACUCCUUCCUCUCAGCCAAAGUCACCCGCCUGGGGCUUUUGGCCUAGAGGACAGCGGAUGCACUGACCCUGAAGCGAUGUUGUCCAGCCUGUGGCUUGAUCCAGCCCUCUACUAACUACCUGCUUACUGCUGGCCUGAGGGAGGGGAGAAGAAAGGAGCAAAGGAGAAGAGGCCUCACCCUCAAGAGAAGGUGGGGUAGUUGUGGGGACUAGAACUCAGAGCCAGGACACAGUGAAUCCUGCCUGUGAUGGGAGAGCCUCCCUGCAGACCACCCUGUCGCCCCACCAGUGCCUUUUUCAGAGAGAUAUUUUGUGUACACAGAAGCCAUUCUGAGCCUGGGUCUUGCCCCUGUGGGAAUCCUGGCCCAAGCUAACAGCUGCUGGGCCUCCUAGAGGCCACUCAGCGACUCUCAGUCACUUCAUUUAAAGUUGGAGUCCCCUGGGGUCUGUGGCAAGAGGAAGAGGAGGGGCCUUUCUGUUAAUUUCUCCUCUCAGCUCUACCACCCUGGGGCAUGUGGUUUUACUUUUCAUCCUCUCUUGGUCCUCCUUACUCUUGGAUCAAUAAACAGCCUGUGAGCAUGUA
Erinaceus europaeus (western European hedgehog) is the source of this 2164-nucleotide messenger RNA. It is a transcript of the gene SNTA1, whose product is annotated as syntrophin alpha 1. Gene Ontology annotation, molecular function: protein binding; structural molecule activity. The coding region runs from base 124 to 1629 and encodes 501 amino acids. The record is from RefSeq and is a predicted model, not a curated record. Lineage: Eukaryota; Metazoa; Chordata; Mammalia; Eulipotyphla; Erinaceidae. The transcript has 8 exons. Gene Ontology annotation, cellular component: intracellular anatomical structure; neuromuscular junction; dystrophin-associated glycoprotein complex.